AAGCUUCUGUUGUCCAUUAUUCUUGAUCCUUCUUCUGCUCUACCGAACUCUGGAUAUGUCUCAGAACGCCAUCAGUGAUGGCGAAGCUUUUGCUUCAACGGCCCUCUCGGAAAAGGCCUCGCCAGAUCCUGUCGUCGCUGAUGUAAGAACAUUUGAUAUCGACAGUCAGGAUCUGCCAGAAGGGUAUUUCCGCAGUCCGUACUUCAUUGGAACUCUAGUUGCCGCAGGUCUUUCGCUGUCGGCCGGUGCUGGAACCUUUGCUCUUGCAGCGCCUGUUUUGGGAGUUAUCAACGCCGACAUUGGCCCUGAUCCAAACUAUCUCUGGGUAGGACUUGUCUACAUCUUGACCUUAGCACUGGGACAACUCCUCGUGGGACGUUUGUCUGAUCUUUUCGGACGUCGUUGGUUCUUUAUCUCUGGAUCGGUUCUUUCCCUCAUCGGCUGUAUCGUCAGCGCUGUUGCUACGAGUAUUCCGAUGCUCAUUGGAGGUACAACUUUAAUCGGAUUUGCAGCAGCCUCCCAGCUUUCGUAUCCCUUUGUCAUUGGAGAACUCGUUCCAUUCAAGCACCGUUUUCUCAGCAUGGGGUUCGUGUAUUGCUGGGGUUUUCCGUUAGAUGGCUUCGGUCCGGCCGUUUCCUAUGCCUUUGUCCAGCAUAGCAAACAUACAUGGCGGUCAAUCUAUUAUCUAUUUAUCGGGAUCAAUUUUUUGGCAGUAGUCUUUUGGUUCCUAUUCUACUUUCCACCCUCAUUCGAUGAGAGAUGGGCCCACAAGAAGACCAGACGCCAAGUUAUCCAAGACUUCGACUUCAUUGGCCUCAUCCUCUUCUGCGGCGGUAUCGUCACCUUUCUAAUGGGUAUCUCCUGGGGCGGGGCCUUAUACCCCUGGAAAUCUGCUCAUGUUAUUGGAACAAUCAUCGUUGGGUUCUUCUCCCUAGUAGCCUUUAUUCUCUACGAAAUAUUCGUCCCCUUAAAAGAACCACUCGUUCCCAUGCAUCUUUUUCGCAAUAUCAGAUGGGUAGCAGAUAUAUUUAUGAUAGCUCUCGGGGCAAGUGUUUACUUUUGUUUUGCGAUUGUGUGGCCCAUAAUGGUAUUUGCGUUGUACACGAGUGAUUUGACAAAAGGAGGAUUCCUUUGUUGUGUGACUGGGCUUGGGACGAAUUCGGGUCAGAUUGUUAGUGGCGUACUGGGGAAGAGGAUUGGGAAGCAGAAGUAUCAGCUCAUUGUGGCUGCAACAUUGAUGGGCCUGUUUCUGGGGGCUGGCGCCUGCGCAACUCCCUAUAACCAAAACACCAUCGCUGCCCUCCUCUUCCUAGGUUGCUUCUCCAUGGGCUGGCUUACAAACAUCGGUCUUACCAUCAGCGGCAUGAUCAUCCCAACGCAAGCCGAAAUCGGCACCGCCAUAGGAGUAGGCGCGUGCAUCCGCGAAACCGUCUCAACUAUCGCAGGAACAGUCUACACCGUCAUCUUGGCUAACCGCCUUGCUCGUACAAUCCCCGCCGAAGUGCCCCCGAAACUCAUUGCAGCUGGAUUACCAUCUUCAUCUGUGGCUGCAUUUCUCAGUGCGGUAACAGUAGGGACUCCAGAAGCGUUCUCGAAAGUGGCAGGCCUGACGAGUGCGAUUGAAAGCGUGGGAAUCGCAGCGUAUAAGGUUGCGAGUAGUCAUGCUUAUCAGACUGUGUUUUACUCUACGAUCGCGUUUAGUGCACUUGCAAUUUUCUGUAGUCUCUGGGUGCCAAAUGUGGAUGAUAUGAUGACGGAUAGAGUUGUAGCUACGUUGCAUAAGCGGAAAGAUGAGGAGGCUGGGGAGAAGUGAGGAGACGAUAAUUUGAGAUUCAUGGGACGAUAUCUGUGCAAGGAUGAGGAUAUAGCGGUAAUUUGAUAGUACUAGUAGCUUCUUAGCACCUCGUGCAUGACAUCCCCCUAACAUUAUGAACGUUUUUGUCCACAUAAUAUUGUCGCCCAAAGAUGACGAAUGCUUAAAUAAAAU
Messenger RNA from Hyaloscypha bicolor E, 1987 nucleotides. Its product is annotated as fungal trichothecene efflux pump. The record is from RefSeq and is a predicted model, not a curated record. Gene Ontology annotation, molecular function: transmembrane transporter activity. The transcript is spliced from 4 exons. Lineage: Eukaryota; Fungi; Ascomycota; Leotiomycetes; Helotiales; Hyaloscyphaceae. Gene Ontology annotation, biological process: transmembrane transport. Gene Ontology annotation, cellular component: membrane. The coding region runs from base 56 to 1813 and encodes 585 amino acids.